Messenger RNA from Cadophora gregata, 687 nucleotides. RefSeq names its product helicase. The coding region runs from base 1 to 687 and encodes 228 amino acids. Gene Ontology annotation, cellular component: nucleus. The transcript has a single exon. Gene Ontology annotation, molecular function: DNA translocase activity. Lineage: Eukaryota; Fungi; Ascomycota; Leotiomycetes; Helotiales; Ploettnerulaceae. Gene Ontology annotation, biological process: reciprocal meiotic recombination; double-strand break repair via homologous recombination. The record is from RefSeq and is a predicted model, not a curated record.
AUGGCUCGUAUUCAUCGAGACGGGCAGAAACGGCCAGUGAAGAUAUACAGAUUCGUGCUCGCUGGAGGGAUGGAUGAGAAGAUCUUCCAGCGACAGAUCACUAAGACGGGAUUAGCCGAUUCGGUUGUUGAUGGGAAGAAGAGCGAAGGAAGUUUCACUGCUGAGGAGUUAAGAGACUUAUUCAGGCUUGAUAUGAGCGAUGGUUGUCAGACUCAUCAGCUACUGGGCUGUGAAUGCAAAGGUAUCGGAGAAGAUCUGGCCAUUCAUCCCUCGGUCGUCUCGGAACCAUGCUCACCUUCAACUAUUUCAGAGAAAGAUAUUGAUAGCGACGAUGAACCGUUGUUACCACCAGUCCAUGCGAUAGUUCCUGGCACCAAGGCCAAUGUCGAUGCUGUGAAGAGGAGAAUCGCAGAGGAGGAAAAGAAGAAGAGGGCAAAAAACUCGGAAGGGAAGAUGCAAGCUCUUAUGAUGUACAGGCAUAUUGACACCGCAGUUUUUAGAGGUGAGACAGAAGAUGUGUUUGGCUACGAAACUCUAGAGGUUGAAGAAUCAAGAAAGGUCGUGGAUGACAAGGUCCUAGUCGAGGUUUUGAAGGGAGACAACUGUAAAAUAAACUACAUAUUUGCUAAGGGGGACAGAGCGGUAAAGCCUGUUCCAGGAGAGGAUUCGGUUCCAGCCGAGGCUUGA